GUUAGUCUUUGAGGGCGCAGUGGUGCCGACAUCGCCGGGCUGCGACACUACGUGCAUCGCAGCGUUGAUGGGCCUGCUGCUGACAUCGGACACUGAGCUGGGGAAAAUCUUGCCGCCCUUGGAAGCUGGACGGUGGUUCGGAAUAUCGCGUUUGGUGCUUGUCCGAUGUAUACUAAUACACUGCCGUUUACCUGCCGUCUCUAGAUCUUCAAAGACAAUCAACUUACCCUGGCUGUGUGUUUUGUUCGAGUGCCCGGCGCUGGAUGCGUAAUGCAAUGCCAUGUUCCGACGGGAACAGGAGGAUAGUGAUAUCUGUCUAGCAAGUCAUGGUCAGGAAGAAAGUUGAGUACGGGCAACGUAUUGACACAGCUUCGGCAUGUCGCUGAGCGCGGUCCCUCUGCCGUUAUGUGCCUGUGCCGACCUGCCUCCGCCUCUCCUCCCUGUCACAUUACUACGAUGGGCCGGUGGCACAUGCGUUUUGCAUCCUGGAGCGUGAACUUGUCUUAGAUUCACUACAUGCUCUAGGCCAUUCUCUGGAGUAUAAAGCAUGGGCCUUGUCGUAGAAGCUCUUCAGUGCUCUGGAUAUCCGCUUCGCAGCAGACUCAGCCAUGUACGCCUUCGUAAAGCUGUUCUCUGCUCUUUCUCUUCUGUCCGCUGCCCACGCAUUUUUUAUGCCUGCGGCGAGGGCUGACACUCCACCUGCCAACUUGUCCACUGGCGGGUCGAUCUGCUCUACGAAGCAGUUCUCGAUCGAAGCAGCGUUGCCCAGCGACAUUAACAGUAACGGUGGCGAGCCCCUCCCGGCCCCAGUCGCCUCGUAUCCAACAUACACUGCACUAUCCGUUGGUGUACAGAACUACACCUGUGUUAACAAUGCUUGGAGUCCCAUCGGCGCGAUCACAUACCUUUUCGACAUCUCUUGCCUUCCGCAGGAGCACCACGCUCCGUUCACUUCUUUCAUCGGCGCCCUCUGGGAGGCGGCGCCGCCGACAUAUACCGCUGCAGACAUCGUGUCCCUGACCGAGGAGAUUAACCCCGGUGUUGCGCUCGGCAUCCACUACUGGAUCCCGGAUCCAGUUAACGUGACGAGCGGCAAGAUCUUCGCCAAGUGGGACUUCAGCCAGUCGGAGCGGAUGGAGAACGACACGAACAAAGCGAACGCAUUCCUCGUCGCCUCCGAAGUAGGCAGCGUCCCCGACCCAACCAACCCUGCGCUUAACUCUCCGUGGCUGACCGAGCCUGUGCUCGUCAUCGACGGCCAGCCGGAUGGAGAUCUGGCGACCCAGGUGUUCAGGUUCAACUCGAACGGCGGACAGCCUCCUAACACCACGUGCGGUUCGAGCGCCGAUUUCCUGCAAGUCAAGUCAACUUUGGACUUCUGGUUUUUCGGCGGCUAUUGGCAGAAUGCUACCUUCUAAGAUGGACGCAUAGGUUGCUAUCACCGCCGAGAUUGAAACAAGCCCUGUAAUACGUGUAUAAUCCGGUCUUUUUAGCCCCUGCAGAGGGCCAUAUGUUCUUGCAAGUAUUGUCUAUACUACUUCAUCACACUAUAAUCCUUGUUGCGCCAAGUGGUUCGUGUAUUU
Molecule: messenger RNA, 1583 nt
Organism: Phanerochaete carnosa HHB-10118-sp
Lineage: Eukaryota; Fungi; Basidiomycota; Agaricomycetes; Polyporales; Phanerochaetaceae
Exons: 5
Coding region: 609-1418 (269 amino acids)
Source: RefSeq, a predicted model, not a curated record